ACCCCGCCGGCAGGAGGCUGCCAGGAGCGUGGCGCAUGCGCGGCGGGCAGGCCGCGGGGCCAGCGAGACGGUUGGCGCCCCGCGCAUGCGCUUCGGUUGGGCAUCGGGGCUGCCCGGCGGGGAGCGGCGGCCGCCCGUGUCGCGGCGGAGAGCGAGGCUCAGCGGCACGAGGACCAGCGUAUGGGCCUGCCUUGGUGGGGAACAGUCGGUGUCGGCUGUUUUACCAACUCUUUGUAAGACAGUGAAGUACAAAGGAUGCAAACAGAACUGAUGAGAAGGGAUACCUGAAUUUUUUUUCAGUUAAACCAGGGAGCUCAAUCCAGUAGAUGCCUAUGAGCCUGAAAACAGCUGGAUCAAAAGGUUCCACCUUUCAUUGUUACUGAUCCUGCUUUGUACCACUUUGCUGAUCCACAUUUAGUUGAAGCGAACAGCUGGGCUAUAGAUUUGACAUCUAAGUGGAUAGGGCUUUAGUAAGUGUCUUUCUGAAGCUCUAUCAUGAAGAUCUUGUGCGUGCUCUGCACAAAUUGAGGUGCUGAACUCAUGGUCUAGAGACCUCUGAAGAAUCAGCUUGUGAAAGCAGGUGGGGUCCUUGGAGAGAGAACAUGCUCUACUAAAUGGCUGUGAAUUAACUGUGGAAGAAUGAACAGUCAGAACAGCACAGAAGUGCCCGCUCUGUUGACCUCAUUGAAGUCUGGAAAAUUAACAUCUCUGAGGUGGUAGAAGUGAACUGGUGAAAAUACCAGGUCACGGGUGAUGCAAACCUGAACUGAUUCUAGUAUCUCCCCCUGCCUUCCAGUCCUCACAGUGUCGUUAGGCCAGUGUUACUGGAACCUGCAGGCCAAUGGAUGAACAGGACAAUGAUUUUAAAGAGUUGUGGGCAAAUCUUUUGAAUAGAGCAAAGAAAAAAGCUGGGGAUGCUGAGGCAGCAAAGAGGGCUCAGAACAGGCCAAAGAGCACUGCAGCAAGAAGCAAAUUAAGAAGAGACAGAGCUGCUGCUAAGAGCCAAAACCAUCAUCGCUUACCAGCAGUGAAAGAAGGAAACUUAUCUCAACAUUUGGGUCCAAAAGAACAAAUGGUGCAUAAAGAAGAUGAUGACACUGUGGCCUGUAGUAGUGGUGAGACUGCACAAGGGGAUGGAGAGAGAAGCCCCUUCCCUGCCAGCCAGCUGAGUACAGUGGCCAGCGAGUGUAGCCAAAGGGCUCUGACAGUAAAUACCCAGAGUGGCUGUUCCCAGACCACAUUAUCCUUCCAUCCUGCUACACAGCCAGAGACCUGCUCUUCACCCACCUCAAAGGUACCGCCGCUUGCAGUGUCGAAGAUGCGGGUAGCAGAUCUGGUAGUGGAGAGAAUGCAGCAGUUCAAGAGGGUGGCACCUGAGCAGCUAAAACACAGCACAGAUGAUAGUUUGCCAAAGUCUGUAGCCAGCGGGGAUUUCCCUGAUGAAAGCCAGGGGCAGAACCCACCAGAGAAUGAUACCCACCAUCUUCCAUCCAUGGAACAUGAUGGUGCUCUGGCUUUGGCUCUUCAGCAGGAAACCAAAGAGGAAGCCCUGGCAAGCCUGGAGGAUGCAGGCUUGUUUUUUUGUCAGAUCUGCCAGAAGGAUAUCUCAGCCAUGAACACAACACGACGAGAGCAGCAUGUUAACAGGUGUCUGGAUGAGAUGGAAGAAGCACAGAUAUCCUCCAGCAAACCUCUGGUCCCUGAAUGUCCCAUCUGUGGGAAGCAGUUCCGAACCCCACAGAGUCGAAUCAGUCACUUGAAACGCUGUGCUGUCGAGAUGGAUGUUCCUCCUAAGAUGCUUCUUCAGGCGGUUCAGUUGCAGGUAUCCACUCUUGGUGAUGCACCUCUUCAGUGUCCCAGCAAUCAACCAAGCAGGUCAAAGCGAAAAGGCUCCUCCAAAGAGGACUCAAAAAUGCAGAAGAGGGCCAAAAUGGAGACUAAGGAUGAAGAUUUGCUGGUUGCUAUGGCAAUGUCACGCUCUCUGUUGGAGCAAGAAAAGCAGGAACAGGCAAAAUCAGUUACAAAUGUGAAACCCGUGGCUGCUUUGCCGAUCAAAUGGAAGCCAGGAUCAGAGAAAAAACAGCGUAAAAAAGUCUCAACUGCACCUCCACCAUUACUGCUUCAGGACCCAGAGAAGGCCCGCAAAAGGAUCCAAGAGCGAGUAGCUAUGCUGCUUGCAGAAGAGGUGGAAUUCCCUCCCACCCCUCAGCUUCCCGCUAGUAGGAUUUUGGAGGAUGAAUCUGGGAAAGCAACCUGGCUCUUGCCAUUGUCCAAAACCAAGGAGUGCUUUUUAUGGAAUAUCAGUGCUCUGACUGGACCCUGUGACCCUGAAUCAUUCUACACUGCUGCGUUAACCCCUCCAAUUGUACCUUGGAAGCCUAUGCAGAAUCAUAAGACAGAGAACAUUUUGCCAUCGGUGGGAUCUGCUCAGCCAAAAGUAUCCGAGCAAAUUCAGCCUGACCUCAGUUCUCAUGAGUCCACUUGCACAGAGGCUGGAGGCCAAACUUGCAAUGAAUCCAAGUCAGACCCUGAAGGAGAUGAGCAGGUUUUAUCUCACAGCCAGAAGGAUGUUCAGACCCUGCAGGACCUAGUUGAGUUGGCCAGGGAAGGACUUACCCUUACUCAAUGGAACCUUGAUGUUGGCCACAUUCAGGCAGCAGAGCAGACAGGAAAAGAACUGACUUGCAGCGAUAUUCCACAUAGUGGCUUUGUGCCCCGGUCCAAAGAGAAGAGCCUCCUGACAAGCAGCUGUAAAAGAGUGGAACUGCAUCUCACACAGAUGUUCACUGGAAUAAAACUUGCAGUUCCUGAACUCUACAGUAGGUUUGAAAAGCACAAGUCCCCUCUCAGGUUGCUGGCUGAAGAUUUCAGUGCAAUGGUCAACAACCCCCACUUAAGUGAUGUCCAGUUCCAGGUGGACUGUGGGGAAGUCUUUUAUGCCCACAUGUUUGUGUUGUACGCACGGUGUCCACAGGCCAUGCAAGCUGUUCACAGCCAAGGAUUCUUAGUGGAGGAGGAUGGGAACGCACAGACACGCCGUGUGCUGCUGAGCGAUGUGACUGGAGAGGCGGUGUGUGCAUUCCUGCGAUACCUUUAUGCUGCUGAUGCUGACAUCCCUGCUAGGGUGCUGCCCCAGGUGGGGGCUCUGGCUGCCAGGUUUGGUGUGAGGGAACUGAUGGCAAAGUGUGAAAACAACACAGGAGAGAGUCAGGGGUCUUCUGGAGUGGAUUCAGAAGAUGAUCUUAUCUCUGUGAGGGAUGACAGAGAUUGUGAGGACAGAGCUGAGAACUUCCAAGACCUCUUGAAGUCAGUGUGGGUAGGUGAAGAUGAGGAAGAAGUAGGUAUGCUGAAUCCUGAAUGCCAGAAGGAAGACGACUGUGGGGUGGGUGAACAGGAGCUGGAGGAAAUCUAUGAGUUUGCUGCAACUCAGAGAAAGAUGGCACAAGGUGAAACAGAGGCGAGCGAGGGAACAGACUGCAGCAUCUGCAGUGAUACUGAGGCAGCGCAAGGCACAAAUGAGCAGACUGAGGAGGAAGAGGUAAAGAGAGCUGAACCUGCUCCAUUAGGCAACAGCUUCAAAGAUCUGAGGGAUGACAAUGAUGUGGAAAGAUCUACACGUGACGCAUCUGCCCAAGAAGAGAAAAUGCAGAAUAUAAAUAGGUGCAGGAGUGUGAAUGAUCCACAGACCGCUUUUGUGCCUCACCACAGUGAACCUCAAAAAUGGGACAUAGCAUCCCAUGGUGCUACCACUAACGAAGGAGAGACUGUUAGGAGAUGUGAAGGUGUGAAGGAUUCCGGGUCAUCUCAGGACUUGCAUGAUGAGGCAGAUCUCUGUGAAAAACAGCUUCCUGGCUUCCACAGUGAUGCUAAUAUAAAUGAAAGUUAUGAAUGCUUGUCUUCUGCAACUCAGAGAAAUGACUGUGAACCUUCCCCAGUGAAAGAAUCUAUCAAAGAACCAGGAAAUACUCCCAGUGAAAAACAUGUUGAUGUUAAUGAUUCACUUCUGUACGGUGUGUCACAAAAAGACCUCUCUCCUCACAGAAGCGGUUUUUAUGGGAGUCCUCCUCCCAAACCUUACACGUCCCUUUUUCCUGCUGUUGGCUGUUCACCUGCAUCUCCAAAAUCAGAGAGAAAGUUUGCCAGAGAACAUGUGUCAACACCAAAGCAAAACAAAAAGGAAAAGUCACACCCAUCUGAUGAAAUACACUUUCAGAAAGCCAACGAGCUGGAUACUGCAUCAAGAAACAACACCACAAUUGCUCCAGCAGAGCUUCCCCACAUUGAUGUAAACAAGCAUACAUGUGUCCCAGUGUUGUCAUCACUGGUCAUCAGGACUCAGGAUGUUGCAGCUCAGGGGAACAGGGAGGGUGAUGUUAUUGUUUUAUCUUCUGAUGAUGAAUUGGAGUUACAAGACAAGAAGUCACCAGAGUCAGGCUCCAUUCUGAAGAAAAUGGAAAUCCCUGGGCAACUGAAAUGUACAAACAUAGAACAAAGUCCUGAGAUACCAGAACCUGAACAUAACUCCUCAGUCACUGAAACAGAGCAGAGAUCAAUGCAGGUCUCGUGUGACAUUACAGAUACAGUGCAUAUAAGUAACAAUGUAAAGGUGUCCACUGAAGUGCCUCUCAGCAGACAAAUAGAUGCUUGUAUGGAGAGCAAACAGAAUCCAAACCUGAGCCCUGAAAAAAGGCUUGGUCAUGAAACGUCUUCAGGUACAGAUGGCUCCUGGCUAGUGCCAGACACACCAGUUCUGAGCAAAAGCAGAAGUUCAUCAACGCAGACUCAGGUCACAAGUAUUAAUUCUUUAAAGAGGCCAGGAUCUAAACUUAGCAGAAAGAACUUAGCAGCAGGUGAUAGUAACCAUGACAUGACUGGAAAUUUAAUAAAAGUGUGUGAAACAACACUGUCAGACAAACAUUUGCCUAAGGAGAACUCAGUCAGUGAAAGGAGGCCUCCCAGCAGCCCAGCAGCAGGAUCAUUUUCCGAGAACUCCCUACCAGUUUCUCCAGUGGAUCCAGUUCUCCUCUCCCCUGGUCACACCAACAUAAAAAGCAAAUGUGCCAAGAUCUCAUUUUUAUCCAAACCUGUGUCUCUGUGCCAUGAGCAGUCACUGGAAGAUAAAACAAAAACCAGUGUGAUUGAGAUAGAGGACAGUGAAAAGGAAGUAACUCUGUCUUCUUUGAGUAGUAGCGUCUUGCUUUGUGGUGAGCCCCUGGUCCAUAUUGAUGACUGCUGGCAGCUUGAGCAUGUGUCACCAGUCAGAGGUAACAGCCAGGGCUCCAACCAGAUCAGCCGUGCAAAGACCUGUACUACCAGCAGCCCCAGACCUGGCUCUUGGUGUGACCAGUGGGAGAGCCCAGUCCACACAUGGGAAAUUAAGGGCAGUACCCCUCUUCGAGGAAGCCCUGUUGGCAGAAGAACACCUUUGCUCUGUCUUGAAAAGAGUCCUGUGGAGGUGUGUUCAUCAGCAGGCAGUAGACCAAGUUAUCUGAACUCCAAACUCUGGGAUCACUGGAAUGGAGAAGAAGAGGAAGACGAAUUUCCAGAGGUGCUCCCUCUGUCUCAGAGGGUGUCAGCUGCAGCAGGUGCCUGUCAGGCAGAUCCUGUAAAGACUCCUGAACCUUCCUGUCAGGAGAACGACAAGUCUUCCAGCACUCCAGUGACACCGAUGCCAGCUUACUCCCUCAUGGAGACCCCAGAGCUGAAGAAGGAGUUGAGCAGAUUUGGUGUCCGCCCUCUCCCAAAACGCCGGAUGGUGUUGAAGCUGAAGGAGAUAUUCCAGUAUACUCACCAGGACGUGGACUCUGACUUUGAGGGUGAAAUCCCAUCUUCCCAGCCUCCCCUGCAGAAGUCCCCGGCCAAACACUCUAGGAAGUCAAAGGCAGACCGGACUGCAGGGGGGAAGCGUGGCAAUACCUCGAGGGCUGUGGGCAAAAGGAGGCAGGUUGCUACAGCUUCUUCAGUGCUCUCUGUGGGGAGGGCUGAGGAUGACCUUGUCGGAUCCUGUGAAGCAGGCUGUGCAGCAGCCAAGGAGGGAACUAAAAUGACACAUCGCCCAAAAGGAGCCAAAAAGCAGAAAAGGUCAUCUGUAUCUCUGGAGAGGUCGUCUCUGGCAGCUGAUGGUGAGGAACUCAUGCUCCCAGCAUCUCAGGAGUCUGCUGUUUCUUCAGUGGAUGGAAGUGACAUCUCUUUUGGUUCACAGAGUUCUUUCAUGAAUGGGUUUGAAGCUUGCGCUUUUGAAUCUGAGGAGGAAGAAGAGGAGCUUCCUGCAUCUCAGGUAGCAGCUCGGGAAGAAGAAAAGCUGGACGCGAUAAGGUGCUACAUCCGUUCAAACACAGCCCUUUACCACAGGAUUCUCUUUUAUGAGCCAAUUGAACUGGCUGAGCUGCACACAGAGCUGAAACAGAACGGCAUUAAAAUUUCCAAAGCAAAACUGCUGGACUUUUUAGAUGCUCACUGUAUCACAUUUACCACAGCUGGAGCCCGAAAAGAGAAGGAACAAAAGAGAAAAGGAAAAAAAAAGCAGAGGAGACGAUACUGAGUGGAGCUCGCUCCUUCAUCCUGAAAAUUUUGUACGUGGAGGCCUUCCUGAUAGGCUGGGAACGCCGCUCCAGGCUGGUGCUCGCAGGGGUGCUGUGCUGGGCGGGUGCGCUGCUCCCCCUCGCGGCCUGCCGUCAGAUGGCAUGCUGGAGAGGCGCCGAGCUCCCGCUCCAGCCCUCUGCUCCGAAUUGCACAAACUCCUCCAGUUGCUGUCCUGCCUUCGGCACACGGGUCAUCUAGAGCCUCUUUCCGCCCACCCGCCCCGCGCCCCCCCCCCCCCCCCCCCCCCCGAUUUGUUUUCUGUGCCUUUUCUUUCCAUUUUUCUGAUAGGUUUUAAGUCCCCAAUUUUGCUUCACGUUGAUGCUUCUAGACAGGUGCUUCCCCGAGUGACAUUUGCCAAGACCUUUUCCCUGGUCUUGGGCUCUGAAACGCUUCGUCCUUCAGGUUCCAGUAUUCAGCAGGAUAACUUGCCAGCAAUAAACCAGUCCCCUUUCCCCUGUGUAAAGCACUGGAUGUUUAGGCCCCAGUCACUAACGUCUUCGUUUCGUCAGCACACAAUUUGCCUUGCUGAUUGUUAAGGCAGGGAGCAUUGUGGAAAUACGACAUCUGCCUUCUGUCCUUGGUUCAAUUUGCAAUCUUUGGUGAAAUGCCUAAAUCUGUGGGUUUUAAAUGGCUGCAAAACAGCGCAGGUGUUUUUCUAGUCUCUUUGUGAGGGCUCCCCAAAGUGCCCUCUGACACUGGGUGUCAUCUGAAAGCCCUUUAGAUUCGAACAUUCGGUUCCCUCUGUUCGUUUGCAUGCUGGAUCCGUGUUAGAUACCCUCUGCUCCAUUUUCUGAGCACCAGUUUACCUUGUCAGUGUAGCUUGAGUAUGUCCUUGAUGGAGAUGUUUUUAAGAUGAUAUUAUAGUGAUCACUGGAUCUCUUCAGUACUUCUUGUAACCUGAUCUUAGAUUUAGUGGGUUUAACCCACUUCUAUGAUCAGCCUCAUUUCCAGCCUGGACUGAUCUAAGGUUGUAAACUGUCUGGGACUCUUGGGCAAGUCUUGGACCCUAAACUGUCAUCUUUCAUGUAUUCACGUUCACAAUGUUUUCUGACUCUUGUCUCUUCUGGCAGUUUUGAGUCUGCAAAGAGUCUCACUGAACAAAAUGGACACAAUGCUUCAAAAAAAGAAGCCGGAUUUAUAAAUAUAUUUAUGUAUUUAGAACAUCUAAACAUGUUUUCUAUUUUUGAUACAGUACGUCUUCGGGUUUAUUUGAUUUCUAUUAUAUACAAUAAACAAUCUAUGAGGUA
This is a messenger RNA of Falco peregrinus (peregrine falcon), 7829 nucleotides long. RefSeq names its product SLX4 structure-specific endonuclease subunit (gene SLX4). The coding region runs from base 842 to 6541 and encodes 1899 amino acids. Gene Ontology annotation, biological process: interstrand cross-link repair; meiotic DNA double-strand break processing; resolution of meiotic recombination intermediates. Gene Ontology annotation, molecular function: DNA binding; enzyme binding. Gene Ontology annotation, cellular component: Slx1-Slx4 complex; nucleus. Lineage: Eukaryota; Metazoa; Chordata; Aves; Falconiformes; Falconidae. The record is from RefSeq and is a predicted model, not a curated record. The transcript is spliced from 19 exons.